AGAAGAGAAGCGUGAGAGUUGUGUGUGUUGUUUUUUGGGGACUGUCGUCUAGGUGCGCGGUGACAGCCUGAGAUGAAUGGAUAGAGCAGCAUAUCGCACAUAACAUCAAUUCUGUCCUGCUUUUUCUUUCAUUCACAAUCCCACUCCCUCAUCACUCUCCACCUCUGCCUCUUUCUCCUGCAAAGACCCCCUCCCUCCUGCACUCCCUCCCUGGCUGAUCCCUCUCCCUCCUCCGUCUUACUUUCCCCAAAAAGGCAUCUUAAACGCUGCAAGAGCGCCAGGCGAGCAGAUUACCAUCGCCGUGACAGCAGCUUCCCCUCCGCCGCUCCUCAGCAAGCUUGCUGUAGUCGGAGGACUGGACUGGACCGGACUGGACAGGACUGGACAGUCGUGUUCCUUCCGCAGAGGGGGGACAGAUGGAUGGCGCUCAGCAGACGGGACGCUGCGUGGUUGACCUGACGGAGCUGAGCGGCUGCCCUGAAGAGAUGCCUGCGAGCGGUGUAGUUUGCUCACCCACAAGGCCUCAUGUGGAGUUCAGCCUUGCGUGCAAGGACCUGGUGGCGUCAGGUCGAGACGGGAAGCCUAAUGCGGUGGUCCAGGUGUCUGUGGUGGACCCUCACAAGCAUCAGCUGGUUUCUAGCGUCUGCACAGAGAUAGUGGAGGCAAGCAAAGACCCGUGCUUUCUAACGGGGGUGACCUUCCCCUCUGACUGUCCCGCCGCCCCGGAGACGCUCGUCAAGCUGACCGUGUAUGAUGCCAGAGACAAGAGCCAGGAAGCUGGAAGCUUCCUGGGUAGUGCCGCGUUUUCGGUGAACGAUCUGAUUCGAGCCAAAGAUGAACAACUGACCUUGCGUCUCAGGUCAUCGGAUGGUGGGUGUGCAGCUGGAACUGUGGUGGUGAGUCGUCUGAGGAUGGGAGAAAUGGAGGAGGCGGAGCACAUCACCACUGACGUACCGUCCCAGAAGAGUCCCUUGGUGUGUGACUCUGCGUCCCACAGCUGCAUCGACAGAGACCGGCUCCUGACAGGACCAGUGUUCACCAACCCGGUAUGCAAAGUCUACAGGUUCCAAACGGUGGACAACAAGUGGAUGCUGGUGCGCGAACAAAUGGAGGAGUGCACGUUGUCCUUCAGCAUCCCCAAGCAGUUGCUCUCACUCUACAUGCAGGAGGACAUGAGCAGGGUGCAGGACCUGAAGGAGCUGGGGGAACUAUCUCCUCACUGGGACAACUUACGCAAAGAGGUGAUCACACGAUACACAGGCGUCAUCAGCUCCUACCAGGAGACAUUGGCUGAAAUGGAGAAGAUUACUGGGCCGUCCUUCAAGCCAAGUUGCUGCAAAGCCCAGAAAUCUCUGGAGUUUGUCCCAAUAAACCUGCACACCCAGAGGAUGAGGGUGACAUGUCCAAGAAAGACAGACGCAUCCUACGACAUCGUCACCGUAGGAGCUCCCGCCGCACACUUUCAGGGCUUCAAGGGCGGCGGCCUGCAACGUCUCCUCAGCAGAUAUGAAAGCGAGAAGAAAAGCUUCAGCACCGCAUACCAGUGUAUCUACUACUCCCCAGAGCACACGGCCAAAGCUCAGGAGGUUCUGAGCAGCGUCAGCCUCCUGCAGCCGCUCAUCACAAACUUAGCAGACCAACUCCUACAAGCUGCUCAGGAGCGCUCAUCGCCUGGACUCAGGGAGGCGCUCAAAAACCUCUCUGACAAGACGGAGCAAUUUGUCCACACGCUCAAGGAUGAGCUGGUCAAGUGCGCUCUGCUGGCGCUGCACGCCGCCCAGCCAGGAUACGUGUCCAAGAACCAGAAGACGACGCAACACGAUCAAAGCCCCGUCCAGACGCCCACUGAUAAGACGACGGUGUGUAACAAUGUAGACGACUCCAUCCCGCAUCACAAGGAGUACGACGAGGAGGAAUGGGACAGAGUUUGGGCCAGCGUGGCCAAAUGUCUCAACUGUGUAAUCGCCAUGGUGGACAAGCUGGCCGAGGAAGACGACCACAACAACAAGCAGGAACGCGUCACAGAGCAACAGCUGGCUGAUGUCAUCACCUCACACAACCCUGGUGACUGGCGGGAGCAGCUCUGCCCCCUAGUGGCCAGAUUAAAGGAGUGCAUAACAGAGGUGGUGGACAAGGCCAAGAGGGCCGUGACCUUCGUGCUCCUGCAGGAGGCGGCCUGCAGCAUUCCACAGGGCUUCCUUCUGCAGCAGAGGAGGGACGUCGUCUUCAGUCAGGCUCUGGCAGUGUUGGCGUGUGGUUUCGUCAUGCGUCUUUACGCAGGAAUGCAGGACAAAGGUUUCCUGAGGCAGCUCCACCUUGUCGGCCUAGUAGCCCAGUUCGAGAGUCUACUCAGCACUUACAGCGAAGAGAUCGGGAUGCUGGAGGACAUGGAGGUGGGAAUCUCGGACCUCCAGAGAGUGGUCUUCAAGAUUACCGAAGCCAAGACGGACCAGCUGGGUGACCUUCAGCCUGUUGUGCGAGGCAGACGGGACCACUUCACUGUGGAGGUCCCGCUGCCGGGCCCGGCCUUCCAGAACCUGCCGGAGGAAAUCAAGGAGGGCAAACACCUGCGAGUGUUCCCGGUGCUUUUUAACGUGGGCAUCAAUGAGCAGCAGACAAUAGCGGAGAGGUUUGGUGAUAUUUCCCUUCAAGAGAGAAUAAACCAGAAGAACUUCGAGAUGCUGGAAUUUUAUUACAAAUCACUUAGUGAAAAGGUGCCACAUGAAUGUCUACCAUGUUUCCAAAGCCAGACUGACAUAAAGGAAUUACUUGAAACCCUGGGCCAGAAUGUAGUCACUAAGCGGCGGAAGAAUGUGGAGAUUCUGUGGAUCGCUGCGGCGAUUUGCCGAAGGCUGAACGGCAUCAGGUUCACCAGCUGCAAAAGUGCCAAAGAUCGGACGUCCAUGUCGGUCACGUUAGAGCAGUGCGCCCUCCUGCGUGAUGAACACCAGCUCAGCAAGGACUUCUUCGUCCGAGCUCUGGACUGCAUGCGGAGAGAAGGAUGUCGCAUCGAGAACGUUGAAAAGAACAUUGGUUGCAGGAAGUACGCCUUCAACAUGUUGCAGCUGAUGGCCUUCCCAAAGUGCUACCGACCGCCCGAGGGCACUUACGGCAAAGUCGACACUUGAGGAAUUAAGCCGAACGUGACUGAUGAUGUUGUUCGUGUAUUGUGCUCGUCGCCUGGUUACGACACCACAAGCAUGUCAGGAGGAGGCUGAAGGUACGGCGCAGACGGUCACCUUAGAGUUAAAGUGCAGCUAAAAGUCAACACAUCAUUUCAUAAUACUUUAUCACAAAUACUCUAAUUUAUUUUUAUACACACUGAACACAAUGUUGCAUUCUACAGGGGGGAUGACCCACCCGACUUACUGUACAAAAAGGCUGUCAUUUGUUACAAAUGUACCAUUUUUCCAAUAAAACUGUCUUUUCAUUCACUUGUCAUGCAUAUUAUUAGAAUGGAUUUAUUCACAAUUUGUAAUCAUGUAUGAAGAAUAUGACCAAAUGAAGCCGUACAUGACAUAUACAGUAUGUAACAUCAUAGGAAUAAGGAUGUACUGUAUCAUUCGCUGAACAAGCUCAAAAUGUUUCAACAAUGAAGUCGUGAUAUUACGAGGAAAAGAAAAAAAAAACAUUUGAAAAGAAUAACAUGUAGUGUGACGAGAAAAAAAUCUGAAGAGAAAAAAUGUAUUUUACAAAAAUAAAAUGGUAAGUUAUGAGAAAAAAAGAUGGGAGUAAAGUUGUAACGCUGCGAGGAGAACAUAACGCAAGAAAAUUGUUAUUUUGCAAGACAAUAUUCAAGGAAAAUGUUGUAAUUUCACAGAAAUGACAUCAUAAUGCCAGGAAACAGUUGUCAUUUUAUGACAAUGAAGUAUAAUAUUACCAGAAAAAAGCCAAGUAUGAGAAUAAAGUCGUAAUGUUGCGUGAAUGUU
Molecule: messenger RNA, 3929 nt
Organism: Dunckerocampus dactyliophorus (ringed pipefish)
Lineage: Eukaryota; Metazoa; Chordata; Actinopteri; Syngnathiformes; Syngnathidae
Gene: inpp4b
Product: inositol polyphosphate-4-phosphatase type II B
Exons: 22
Coding region: 417-3128 (903 amino acids)
Cellular component (GO): cytoplasm
Molecular function (GO): phosphatidylinositol-3,4-bisphosphate 4-phosphatase activity
Source: RefSeq, a predicted model, not a curated record